This is a messenger RNA of Vigna unguiculata (cowpea), 2482 nucleotides long. Its product is annotated as LEAF RUST 10 DISEASE-RESISTANCE LOCUS RECEPTOR-LIKE PROTEIN KINASE-like 2.4. Lineage: Eukaryota; Viridiplantae; Streptophyta; Magnoliopsida; Fabales; Fabaceae. The record is from RefSeq and is a predicted model, not a curated record.
ACACAAUCACGUUUGAGGAGCAACACACUUGCCAUUUCGUUUUCUUAGCUGUUAUUUUUAACAAACCAAGCUGAGUGCCUUUUUUAGUUUAUGCUAACACUUCUAAUUUGUAUUGUUUACUUUUGCGAUCAAUUGCAGAAACCACAUAGAAAAGAUAAAAAAGACUUGUGAUUUCUCACGAGUCAAAGUCUGCGUUUUCAACAAUUUUUUUAAAGGAAAAAUGAAGUCCCUUAGUUAGGUGAGUGUCAUAAAUAUAUUAGCAUAUAUUUAACUUAUGAGUUAGUACAAAUUUGACUCUAAGAAAAGAACUUCCAUCAUAGUUUUUGCAAAAUAGGCCUUACAUGUUAAAUUUGGCUUUAAAUAUGAGCUUCUAACUCUGUUGGCAGUAGAAGCUGAGAAAGAAAGGAGUUAGGGGUGAUGAUGUGGAGAGAGAUAGCAGUGACGGUGUUGGUGUUUCUACUGCACCAAAUAGACGGAGAAGAUGGUUGCUCCCCCUGUGGCAAAAUCACCAACAUAUCUUCAUGUGGGAAAAUCAGGAACAUAUCUUAUCCAUUCCGAUUGAAAGGAGAUCCAGAAGGGUGCGGUCUGUUUGAGCUAUCUUGUGAAAACAAUAUAACGCUCUUAUCUUUGUUCUCUGGAAGAUUUAAUGUGGAGGCCAUCAACUACAAUAAUUUUACAAUCAGACUGGUGGAUCCUGGACUUCAACAAACAAACUGCUCCUCCCUUCCUCGAUAUUCCUUGUCUUGGUACAAUUUCUCUGAUUAUUCUUACCCCAACAUCCUGGGGUAUACGUAUUAUUUUCCGGUCGAACAUAUAGUGUUUUUGAGUUGUAACCAUGGAGUGAGUGGGAACCGAAAGUACGUGGAUACUGGUGGAUGCCUGAAUUGGGACUCCAAAAGUUACACAUACGCUAUGGCUGGUCACCUAUUAGCAGAGGACUUAGAAGUUGGUUGUGAUGUAAAGCUGGUUGCUCCCACAUCGUGGUGGGAUUUCGACAAAAAUAAUUAUUCCUACGCCAUGAUGCACACAGCGCUACUCUAUGGAUUUCAGCUUUCGUGGCCUGAUGGGGGAUUUUAUGAGAAUAGAUGCUGCUAUUUCAAUUCUUCCGAUGACAUGCUUGUAUGCGAAAAGAUGAGACCUUCGAGGCUGGUGGAAUCUUUAGAGGCGGCUAUUUUUAGUAUCCUAAAAGGAUUGGCUAAGGUAAUAUUUAGACCAAAUCAAUAUGUUUUUAUUAAUUUAGAUGAAGACUAUGAUGAAAAUCGGUAUGAACCAGGAUUUGUUAGCUUGGGACACUAUGUUAUACCAUACUUCAUAGUUAGAUAUUUUGGUGGCAUGAUAUUGUUUAUUGUUCUUUUGGUAUACAAAUGGAGAAGAAGACAUUUGUCUCUAUAUGAAAAUAUCGAAAAUUAUUUAGAGCAAAAUAGCUUAAUUCCUAUUCGAUACUCAUAUAAGGAGAUUAAGAAGAUGACCAGAGGUUUCAAUGAAAAAUUGGGAGAAGGAGGUUAUGGAUCUGUAUUUAAGGGAAAGUUGCGUAGUGGACCUUGGGUUGCCAUAAAAGUGUUACGAAAAUCAAAAGGUAAUGGACAAGACUUUAUCAAUGAAGUUGCAACAAUUGGAAGAAUACAUCAUCAAAAUGUAGUGCAUUUAAUUGGAUAUUGUGCUGAGGGCUCAAAACGUGCCCUUGUUUAUGAGUUCAUGCCCAAUGGAUCUCUUGACAAAUUUAUAUUUUCUAAAGAAGGAAAUAUACAUUUAACCUAUGACACAAUACAUGAUAUAGCAAUUGGAGUAGCACAAGGAAUUUCAUAUCUACAUCAUGGAUGUGAGAUGCAAAUUUUGCAUUUUGACAUCAAGCCCCACAACAUUCUACUUGAUGCAAAAUUUACCCCAAAGAUUUCUGACUUUGGAUUGGCAAAACUAUAUUCAACAGACAAAAGUGUUAUGACUAUGACAGCAGCAAGAGGAACAAUCGGGUACAUGGCUCCAGAAUUAUUUUAUAAAAACAUUGGAAGAAUAUCACAUAAGUCUGAUGUUUAUAGCUUUGGAAUGUUUCUAAUGGAGAUAGCAAGUAGGAGGAAAAACCUAAACCCCAAUGUAGAGCAUUCAAGUCAACUUUACUUUCCCUUUUGGAUUUAUGAACAACUUGACAAAGGGAAAGAUAUUGAAAUGGAAGAUGCCAUAGAUGAUGAGAACAAAAUAGCAAAAAAGAUGAUCAUAGUUUCACUUUGGUGCAUACAAUUGAAACCAAAUGAUCGUCCUUCCAUGAAUAAAGUAGUGGAAAUGCUUGAAGAGGACAUUGAAAACUUGAAAAUACCUCCAAAACCUUCUCUAUAUCCUCAUGAAUCAUUGGAAGAUGGUCAAAGAACAAGCUUUAACCAAACAACAGUUUCUGACUUUGUUAGUUCUUCAAGUUUCCAUGGAGACCGUGACUAAUACUCCACUAAAUGAAAGUUUUUGAUAAUGUAUAUUAAUUAUUUAUUUGCAU